UGAAGGGAUGGGAGGAGCGGUCGCCAGCAACAGCAUAAGCCGGCUUGGAAAUCAGCUCGCAGAGCAGCAGGAACGCCAGUUUUAGUUAUUGCGGCGUCGAUAUUAUUCAGUGGCCAAGUCUUCGAGGCGGGAGCGUGCAUCGAGUCAGCGUGUCGCAAGUCUCUCGAUCAUCUUUUUGUUUCGUUUCACUCAAUUAUUCUUUCCGUCGAUCGAUUACAUCAUCCAUCCAACAAGGCGUCUCGUCACUCCCCUUCACGACGAUCUUCGAGAACUUUCAUUCAAUUAUGACCGUCAUGAGUGCCGGCGAGUUGAGCGUGAACCUGCAACGGGACGGAUGUAACGAACCGUUCGGCUUCCGGCUUCGAGGAGGCACCGAUAUCCGAGAGGCUUUCAUCAUCCAACGGGUGGCCGUGGGUAGCGAACUGCGUCGGGGUGAUGUUUUGACGAAAAUCAACGGUCAUCCUUGCUCCAUGAUGACCCAUCGUGAAGCUGCUGAAAUGAUCAAGAAUGCCGGUACUACGAUCAACGUCUGCGUUCACCGAGCUGGCCUGCCUCUUGUGCAACAGCCACGCCCGGUCGCUGCAGCUCCCGUUGUUGAAUCCUCCGCUGCUCCGUCCGGUCCAAUUAGUCAAAAAGCGCCGACCCUAUCGGGAGUUUCGAACACUCGGAAGAUUUCCGAGAUUAUGCUAAGUCCUGUUGAAAAUCUUCCCGUCACUGUGUUCCCUAGCUCAGCUAUCAGCGAAUUCAACAAGCAAGUAGAAGAGAUGGAUCGCGACCGCGAAAGGAUCGUCGUCACUCACCAGCCGUACCGGACUACUCCGCUGGUACUACCUGGGGCGAAAGCGGGACGUGACAAUGCCACUGCUACGCAAAGCUAUUUGGCACUGCAAACUCAACAGAAUGCUAUGCUUUGGAACACUCCCGGAGCUCCGUUCCAGCCGCAAUCCAGCGCCCACUCGUCCUCUAACGACGCCGUCCUCAAGCAAAAGGAUCAGGAAUAUAAGGCGAUAUUUGAAAAGGUGUUUGAACCGACCAAAGGCUGGCGUGUGGAUCACGAACAUCAGUUGGAGGCAGCUGCCGCCAUGGUGCAGAGGAAAAUGGCUGCUGUUAAUGAACCGGCCGGUCAGACUGCCGUGAUUCACGAAGCUGGUGAUGCUCCACCCAAACAAGAAUUGGUGCAUAAGCAGUUUAAUUCACCUCUAGGCCUUUACUCGAAUGAGAAUGUCCAGGAGGUACUGGCCCAACAGACUGGCAUCAUCCCCGCCAAUCCUGCUCGCAAAUUGGAUAUGAAGAAUUCAGAAACAUUACGUGCGUUGAUGGAAGAGAACGAAAAGAACAACAAAACAUCAGCCGCUCGUGACAGUCGCGGACUUAAAGAAGUUCGACCGGCUGCUCCCGUCAAAACAGUCGCUUCCAAUCCUCACUUCAAGGUCAAUGUGAUGGGCUUGGAGAAGGAAAAGAUCCAGCAAAGUUACAGCUUCAAACGAUUGAUGGCUGAUGUGCUGGGCGAGACGGAUUUUUAAGGACGUUAGGAUCCAGAAUGAAACGUGUAUCACGCACCUAUACGCAAUUGGAGAGUUUAAUUAAAAAACAAUGGUGCUAACGUCCCCCAAAAAAUUCAAUUUGACGACGUGGAUGAUGAUUGAUGACGGACGAUGACGAGGAGCAUCGCGUUUUUCAUUUUUGAUCAAAAAAACAAACAAAACAAACAAACUUCUAUUAAUGAAAGUUAUGUGCAUCUUGCCGCUUCUCAUAAUUAUCUGCAGUAUAUGUAAUAAGAACAAAAAGAAAAACCUAAAAAAAAAGGAAACCUUUCACUUUGUGGCUCUCCACUGCCCACCCUUUUCUUCUAUCACUCGUUACACGACAGCAAAGAUCAAUCUAAAAAUCAAUAACAAAUAAUAAAUUAAUCAAUCAAAUUCAUUCACCUGUCCCAAUAUUUUGUGCCAGUAGAGGAAAAAACAACAACAAAAGUCUUUUAUUAGACUGUUAUUCAUUCAACCUAUAUUUGUAUCAUUUCUCUUAUCACUGUAAAAAGAUAUGGUUAGUGGCUUUAAAAAAAAAGGUUGAGCUCGCGUAAGAAAGUUGUUAGUCAGAGGCUAUUGGGUGUAUCAUCACGAACAAAGUGAUUCUCCGGAAUCCUUGCGUUUACGUUUUCCACUAUAAGUUUCAAUCAAGAGAGUCAAGACCUCUUGUCAUCGAGCUUUAAAUUAAAUAUACUAAUGCUUAUUUUUCUUUCUUUUUUUUCUUUUUUAAGUCUUUCACUCUCUUGUGUUUACUCCCCUAAUUUAAAUGCUAUAUACGCCGUAGUAUAAAGGUUUAGACUUUAUUGCCUUGAGCACUCACGCGCUAUAGGAGUUUUAAAAGGUGCUGAUGAAGAAAAAAAUUAUGUGUUCAAUGCAUCCCUUUAAUAUUCACCCUCCACAAAAAAUUUCGUUUCUUAUUUUUCCUCUGCCUCCUCGUCAUCAAUCCUGAUUCUUUAAUUUCUUUUUACUGUAACUGUACUCAUUUCUGCGUUGAAGAGAUUACAUUUGAUGAAAUCGUGAAA
Messenger RNA from Daphnia magna, 2548 nucleotides. RefSeq lists its product as uncharacterized. Gene Ontology annotation, molecular function: muscle alpha-actinin binding; actin binding. The record is from RefSeq and is a predicted model, not a curated record. Bases 285 to 1523 code for a protein of 412 amino acids. Gene Ontology annotation, biological process: muscle structure development; actin cytoskeleton organization. Gene Ontology annotation, cellular component: adherens junction; filamentous actin; Z disc. The transcript has 11 exons. Lineage: Eukaryota; Metazoa; Arthropoda; Branchiopoda; Diplostraca; Daphniidae.